Alternaria arborescens is the source of this 1137-nucleotide messenger RNA. RefSeq names its product Pectin lyase. The coding region runs from base 1 to 1137 and encodes 378 amino acids. The transcript has 2 exons. Gene Ontology annotation, molecular function: pectate lyase activity. The record is from RefSeq and is a predicted model, not a curated record. Lineage: Eukaryota; Fungi; Ascomycota; Dothideomycetes; Pleosporales; Pleosporaceae.
AUGAAGUACUCUCUCUUCACCGCCGUUGUUGCGGCUUUCGCGUCUGGUGUCAGCGCUGCUGACGCCGUCAAGGGCGCUGCUGAGGGUUUUGCUAAGGGUGUCACUGGUGGUGGCAGCGCCAAACCUGUCUACCCCUCCACUACUGCGGAGCUCAUCAGCUACCUCGGUGACUCUUCUCCUCGUGUCAUUGUCCUCACCAAGACUUUCGACUUCACUGGCACUGAGGGUAAGGCUACCUCUGCCGGUUGCCGCCCAUGGGGAACUGGCUCCGCUUGCCAGAUCGCCAUCAACAAGGACGGCUGGUGCGACAACUACCAGCCUAACGCACCCAAGGUUGGCAGCAUCACCUACGACAAGGCUGGUAUGCUCGGAAUCACUGUCAAGUCCAACAAGUCUUUGAUUGGACAGGGCAGCAAGGGUGUCAUCAAGGGCAAGGGUAUCCGCAUGACUGGCAACGUCAAGAACAUCAUUGUUCAGAAUGUCCGUUUCACCGAGAUCAACCCUCAAUACGUCUGGGGUGGUGAUGCCAUCACCGUUGACGGCGCCGACAUGAUCUGGAUUGAUCACGUCACCACCGACCUCAUCGCCCGCCAGCACAUUGUUCUCGGUAACGGCGCUUCCGGUCGCGUCUCCAUCACCAACAACGAGAUCAACGGUGCCACCGCCUGGUCUGCUACCUGCGAUGGCCACCACUACUGGGGCAUGUACUUCACUGGCAGCUCCGACAUGGUCACCCUCAAGGGCAACUACAUCCACCACACCUCCGGCCGCUCCCCCAAGGUCGCUGGUAACACCCUUCUCCACGCCGUCAACAACUACUUCUACGCCAACUCCCAGCACGCUUUCGAGGCCGACUCUGGUGCCAAGAUCAUUGCUGAGGGUAACGUCUUCCAGAACGUCAAGGAGGCUGCUCAGUCUGGUCUCCCAGGCAAGGUUUUCGCUGUUGGCUCCAACGGCUCUGCCUGCAAGUCUGCUAUGGGCCGCAACUGCGAGCCCAACGCUUACGGCAGCUCUGGCACCAUGGCUGGCUCUGACACCAGCAUCAUUGCCGGCAUGAAGGGCAAGAACAUUGCCGCUGCCGGUACUGCUGCCAGCGCCAAGAACGUCCAGCAGACCGCUGGUUACGGAAAGAUCUAA